Molecule: messenger RNA, 1884 nt
Organism: Plectropomus leopardus (leopard coralgrouper)
Lineage: Eukaryota; Metazoa; Chordata; Actinopteri; Perciformes; Serranidae
Gene: uqcc1
Product: ubiquinol-cytochrome c reductase complex assembly factor 1
Biological process (GO): mitochondrial respiratory chain complex III assembly
Cellular component (GO): mitochondrion
Source: RefSeq, a predicted model, not a curated record
CAUAGCUGCUCCGUGUGGAAGCGGACCUUUUCUUCGCUGCUGUUGCUCCGGCCGGACCGGGUUGGGCGCCGGACAGAUUCCGUUGACAUUGCUGAGGAGGAGGAGCGGAGGAAGCAGCGGCUGUUACCAAACUGAAGGUUUCUGUGCGCGGAGCCGCGGUGAAGUGGCAGCCCGCUUCUCGGCCGUGAUUUUGGGGGAACCACAGACACAGCCAUGUAUCGGCGGCCGCUGCAGUCCGCCGUCAGAAGCAUCUUUAACGGGAGCGCGUCCAGAGCCGCCGCCGCCGGAAAGGUGUCAAAUCAAGAAGCCUGUCUUGCCAGAGCUUUAGUAUCUUGUCAGCUGGCCAGAGUCUCCUCACCCUCUGUAACACCAUGUCGGACACUGCACAUCAGCACGCAGCUCUGCAGCGUGAAGGAGACGCCUCAGCACUCAGAGGAAGAAGUCGGCGCUUUCACGAAGCUCAUUGAGGCCAUGGGCUUCACCGGACCUCUGAAAUACAACAAAUGGAAAAUCAAGAUUGCUGCCUUGCGUAUGUACACGUGCUGCGUCGAGAGAAUCAAUUACGACGACUUCUUUGAGAAGUGUUCCCUCCCCGACACACUCAACUCUUGGUUCUUGGUAGCGCAGCUGCAUGUGUGGAUGUGUUUGGUGCGGAUGCGUCAGGAGGGCAGAGAAGGGAAGUACAUGUGCCGUUACAUUGUCCACUCGAUGUGGGAGGAUGUCGAGCAGAGGAGCAAAAUCAUGGGGAUCGAUGCCAUCCAAAGAAAGGAAGGAAUGAAGGCGAUGACGGAGACGUUUUACGCCGCAAUAUUUGGAUACGAUGAGGGAAUCCUGUCUGAUGACUGCGUGCUGGCAGCAGCUCUGUGGAGAAAUCUGUUCAACUGUACAUGUGAAGACCCCAAACAGCUGGAGCUCAUGGUGGAAUACGUACGCAAACAGAUGCAGUACAUCGACGCUCUGGACGGGGAGGACCUGAUGCUGACGGGGGAGGUGAAGUGGCGCCCUCUGCUGGAGGAGAACGCACAGAGCAUCCUGAAGGUGGCCACGCCCACGUACAACGACACGGGACUGUGAGACGGCGAGACACGCUCCUGUGUCCUCUCAUCCAAAGUCCUCCUCUGUCUCCCACUUUACUUUCCCAUCUUUCGUCCUCCUUUUUCCCUAAAAUCACGUUUCCCUCCCCCUCUCUCUCCUCUGUCUUCUGUCACAUACAGAUUUUAAAUGUCUGUUUCUGUAGUUUUCUCAUCCACUCCUUUAUUUCUUUUUUUGUCCUCUUGUUUACCCAAAACUCGUCUCCUCCUCGGUCCUCUGGAGGUGCAGUAUAGACAGUCAGGGAUUAUCAUUCUCACAUCUCGUUCAGCCGCCAGUCAGCGAACCAGCCAGUCAAAAAAACAAAAAAAAAAACAGGAAAUGCCAUGCAUCAUCAUCCUCCCGUCGGUCCUGAGAGCUUCUGCAGCUUCCUCUCUGCAAACGCUUCAGCUGUUGAGGGAAAAACACCAAGAGAACAAGACACUCUGUAUUUAUAUUUUCUUUUUUCCUCCGUGAACGGCACGCUGUAUUUAUAAAGUAUUUUGUAUACCUCCAUGUUUACACUCUCCCCCCUGCAGAGGCGUUUUCUGUCACUGCCUCCUCACUGUGCGUUUGAUAAAGUUUCACCUUGAACAGGUCCAGUUAGACGCUUUUAGGAAACAAAGGACAGAUUUCAGCGGAGCGUCUGUCUGUCUGUCUGUCAGCGGUCUGUAGUGUAACUCCUCUGCUCCCAUGAUGCUCUCACACCUGAAGGAAGCCGAGCUCUCAAAGACGUCGGCGCUGUAUUAAAAACAAUGAGAUGUUUCUGUUUUUAAAAAAGUGGAUUAAUAAAAAUGUUAUCUGGAUGUAAAAAAA